AUGCAUUCAGAUCAGGAGCAUGUCUCGCACACGCCCACCGCCGCUGCCAUCCAGAGCGCGGAGCCUGCCCACGUCGCCGAUCCCGAGUCGAAAUCGGCCAAGUUCUUCGACAAGACUGAAAUCAUUGAAAAGGACUCAUUGGAUAAUCGCGCGCAUUCUGUCGGUAGUGGCUCUAUGAAGUCGUCGCAUGACCACACCCAUCGCAAGCUCAAGCCUCGUCAUGUGCAAUUGAUCGGUAUUGGAGGUACAAUUGGUACGGCGCUAUACGUUCAGAUUGGUUCCAAUCUGCGUACCGCUGGUCCUGCCAUUGACUGUUUUGGGUUCUCGACUUCGACUUGGGUUUUCCCGUUGUUCCUCGGACACAAGUUUCAUGUUUACAGCUUGGCCGAAAUGGUCACAUACCUACCUAUCUCCUCACCUUUCAUCCGAUUUGCCGGCCGAUAUGUCGACGAGGCAUUGGGCGUCGCAGCUGGAUACAACUUCUUCAUCUUCGAAGCUGCAUUGGUCCCGUUCGAGAUCGUCGCCGUCAGUCUGAUCAUCCGAUACUGGACAAACAUCAUCCCAGUCGCAGCAAUGAAUGUCAUCGUCUUAGUCCUCUACGGAGCUCUAAACCUCUUCGCAGUAAAAUGGUACGGCGAAGCCGAAUUCUGGCUCUCCCUCGGCAAAGUCCUCCUCAGCACAGGACUGAUCUUCUACACAUUUAUCGUCAUGCUUGGAGGCAACCCGCUGGGCGACAGGUUCGGCUUCAGAUACUGGAACGAGCCAGGCGCCUUCGCCGAGUACUACAAAACAGGCGAUACAGGCCGAUUCCUCGGCGUGCUGUCAGCCCUCAUUGCAGCCAGUUUCACCAUCGCCGGUCCAGACUAUGUAUCCAUGGCCGCGGGUGAGACAAUCAACCCCCGCAAAGUCCUGCCAAAGGCGUUCAAUGGUGUUUUCUACCGUCUUACGGCUUUCUUCGUGUUGGGUGUUCUUUGUAUUGGUAUUCUUGUGCCAUACAAUGAUAAGACUAUGGCUGAUGCAUUUGAUAAUGAUCAGCCGGGUGCUGCGGCUUCGCCGUAUGUCAUUUCGAUGGAUCGGUUGAAGAUUCCUGUUUUGCCAGAUAUUGUCAAUGCUGUUGUUCUUACGGCUUCGUUUAGUGCUGGCAAUAGUUACAUGUACUGUGCCAGCCGCAGUCUCUAUGGGUUGGCUUUGGAAGGCAAGGCCCCUAAGUUUCUGACCAAGUGUACGAGUCGGGGUGUGCCUAUCUACUGUGUUGCCAUUGUCCUCGUCAUUGCGCUGCUCAGUUUCUUGCAGGUUUCCAACAGUGCUGCUGUUGUGCUGAACUGGUUUGUUAACUUGGUAACGGCCUCCCAACUCAUCAAUUUCUCCGUCGUAACUUUCACCUACAUCCGCUUCAAGAAAGCCCUGGAAGCACAGGGCAUUUCGAGAGACUCCCUCCCCUACCGCAGCUGGUGGCAACCCUACAUCGCUUACGUUGCCUGCACUUGCACAACGAUCAUGGCCUUUGUAGGCGGGUACACCGUCUUUCUGCCAGGGAACUGGUCCAUCCCAACAUUUCUCUUCUCUUACACCAUGAUCGGCGUUUUUCCCAUUCUGUACUUCGGGUGGAAAUUCUUCCAUAAGACCAAGUUCCUCAAGCCUGAAGAAGUUGACCUGGUGAGCGGUGUUGUGGAAAUCGAGGAGUACACCAGGGAUUUCGUUAUUGAACCGCCUAAGACUAUCGUUCACAAGUGGAUGUACAAGAUCUUCGAAUGA
Penicillium antarcticum is the source of this 1755-nucleotide messenger RNA. RefSeq names its product putative general amino acid permease (Agp2). The record is from RefSeq and is a predicted model, not a curated record. Bases 1 to 1755 code for a protein of 584 amino acids. Gene Ontology annotation, cellular component: membrane. The transcript has 6 exons. NCBI's taxonomy places the organism in Eukaryota, Fungi, Ascomycota, Eurotiomycetes, Eurotiales, Aspergillaceae. Gene Ontology annotation, biological process: amino acid transmembrane transport. Gene Ontology annotation, molecular function: amino acid transmembrane transporter activity.